GCUUCAGAUAUUUCACUAAAGGGAACAGUCAGAUUUCAGUUGUGAUUAAAUCUAAUUGAGGAGGUUUUGUCUGAUAUGUUGAUGAGAUGAUGAAAUGCACGCUUCUUUUUGGUUGGAAAAUCGCACAGUAUACCCUUGGAUAAACUUUGAUAUCCCGUUAGCCGUGAGAGAAUCUAUAAAGCGGUUCUCUGUGAAAUUAUUUUUAUUGAAUAAAGUUAUGCCUCCCGUUUUUCUUAUUUUUUCGGUUCAAACCGUAAGUUCUCUUCGAGUUGAUGUGGUGCCCUGCACACGUCAUUCACUACAGAGUUGGAGCUGCGCUCAGUGCGCCUUUACGCACAGGGAGUGUGUAUGGGAGGAUAACGUCGGGAAAGCCCGUUAUUCUAUAGGAGAGGGUGGGGUUUUGGAGCGAGUUCUUCUCCUGCUCCAUUCAGACGACAGAGGUACUCAUAGAGUUUUCGUCGUCGUUCCUCGAGAGAUCCGUCACAAGGACGCGCUCCAUCGCAGCUCUCUGACUUUUAUCGUUGACGUUUGUUUUUGAAUAGAAGGCCUAUAGAAGGUAAUUAUGGCAUUAUCGUUCUUAUAUCCGCUUUGCGUGUGGUUUUGCGUCAUAUGCACAUCGAUGGAAACCGGAUUUAUCUACCAGUACCCCGCUGUGGGUCUCCAACGCGUCACCGCGCAGCAGCGCUCGGUCAGCGGGCCACCGGGAGCCACUCAGAACCAGUACAGGAACUGGUGCCAGUACACAGUCUCCAGGACCGUGAGCUGCCAGGUUCACAACGGGACGGAGACGACCGUCCAGCGCGUGUUCCGGGGCUGCCGCUGGCCCGGGCCGUGUCCCAAGCUCAUCAGUUACAGGACCCUGGUGAGACCGGCCUACAAGGUGGCGUACCGGCAGGUCACCGCCCGGGAGUGGAGGUGCUGCCCCGGCUUCAUAGGGGAGACGUGUCGGGAAGGUAGCGCGCGCUCACAGGCACACGCACACACACGCCCGGACGACGACGCUCCUCUCACCUACCCUGGACCAGACCUCAGCCUGGACCAGACCUCAGCCUGGACCAGACCUACCCUGGACCAGACCUCAGCCUGGACCAGACCUCAGCCUGGACCAGACCUCCAGGGACCAGACCUCCAGGGACCAGACCUCCAGGGACCCCGGCUCCGGUGGGACGCCCCCCCUCCUGGUUGCCUCGUCUCCACCAGUCAGCGGAGGUCAGCGCCCCUCAGCCUGAUCAGGGGUUGA
This is a messenger RNA of Gadus morhua (Atlantic cod), 1240 nucleotides long. Its product is annotated as collagen alpha-1(XXVI) chain-like. The coding region runs from base 563 to 1240 and encodes 225 amino acids. Gene Ontology annotation, molecular function: protein binding. NCBI's taxonomy places the organism in Eukaryota, Metazoa, Chordata, Actinopteri, Gadiformes, Gadidae. The record is from RefSeq and is a predicted model, not a curated record. The transcript has 4 exons.